AUGAAUGCUACUAGUUUAUACGUAUCUACAUGUCGUUUAGUUUUACAAGUAGAUUCAGAAGAUCCCGGGUGUUGUUCUGAUUUAUACAGACUAAUUCCGUAUUUAAGACAGUCUUUGUCAUGUACUGUUUGUGGUAAUUUGCUUAUAGAACCCUUUACUCCCACUGAAACCAACUGUCAACAUCAUGUUUGUAGAACUUGUAUUGGUGGGAAAAAAAAGCUUAAACCAUCCUGCAGUUGGUGUAAAGAUUAUGAUAAAUACAUUCAAAACGUUCAGUUACGAAUUUUAUUACAGUGUUAUAAAAAACUUUGUGAAUAUAUUAUUAACUCUUCUACAUAUAAGUUAAUUUGUAAAAGCAACACUUCAUUAUCUAUUGGAGAUUCUAGCGUUGCAAACAUUAUUGAAUUAAUUCAAGAAGGAGCUGGUUUUGAAGAUGAAUACAAAAGCAAUACUGGUUUAUCUAAAUCUGCAUAUAGUAUAUUACCCUGUAUAUAUGCCAGUGCUUCUACUCAAACAGUUGUUCAGUCUAAUGGAUCAAACAAUGAUACAGAAACUGUAGUUGAAGAUGAUAUUCCUAUAUCUAAUGGUUCAUCCAUUUAUUCAGUAUCAUAUGCUGGGAAUGGAAAUAAAAUGGUUAUUAAAAGAAAAGCCAUGGUUCAUAAAAAUGAAAUGGAAAAUUGCUGCAGAUGUGGUAAUGCAACAGCAAGUCCAGGAAAAUUAACAUGCUGCGGACAAAGGUAG
Messenger RNA from Pediculus humanus corporis (human body louse), 741 nucleotides. RefSeq lists its product as uncharacterized. The coding region runs from base 1 to 741 and encodes 246 amino acids. Gene Ontology annotation, molecular function: ubiquitin protein ligase activity. Gene Ontology annotation, cellular component: MSL complex. The transcript has 2 exons. NCBI's taxonomy places the organism in Eukaryota, Metazoa, Arthropoda, Insecta, Psocodea, Pediculidae. The record is from RefSeq and is a predicted model, not a curated record.